This is a messenger RNA of Pelagomonas calceolata, 1501 nucleotides long. The record is from the annotation of a GenBank genome assembly. Lineage: Eukaryota; Pelagophyceae; Pelagomonadales; Pelagomonadaceae.
GUUGUUGCCCCAGGGAAGGAGCAGCCCUUAAUCUGCUGGUGCACUGCCCUUUGCGCCCAAAACCGAUCACAGCGUGUUGCAGACUAGGCUGCCCAAGAAGUCCGCAAAUCACUGCGUGAUCUUGCAGCGGCACGCUCUGCAUUAUUGGGUUUGCGCUAGAUAGCCGCGCUAGAUAUGAUCGCGAUUUGAAGACGGUUCCUUGAGCCCGUUCGAGAAGGUCCCGGUCCCGGCGAUGGCUCCGCCGGCUUCCCUGUGUAGGCUAGUGGGCCGCGCGAGAGCCCGCACUCAAAUGGCAGCGCCUGCAGGCCUGGAACGCGGCACGCAAACGACCCGUGCGCGCCGGCAUUCCACGGUCGCAUCGCUUCCGGGCGCGGUCGGCUGCCCACAGCACGCUGGCAGUACAGCAGCCCAUAAAAACAAAGCCAGCCCAAGCAUAAAAACAAAGCCAGCCCAAGAUGCCCGUCCAGCUCGAGUUCGGGGACCCCGAGCGCGGCGACGAGGUGAUCAUCCCCGUCGCGCCCGAGGCGCUGCCCGAGGACGACCGCGGCGCCUACCCCGAGGACACGUGCGAGGCGGACACGUGGAAGCGCUUCGAUGAGUACCCCCAGAAGAUGGCGCGCGCGACGGCCCACCUCGACGCCAUACCAUCUGACUGGAAACCGCCCGUGCCGCUGCACGAGAAGGUCGCGGCCGCCAAAAAGAAAAUGGGCCGGGCCCGGCCCCAGAUGGUCCCGGAGGAGCAGCCCGACGACGACGAGGACUUCGAGGUGCCGCUGGGCGACGACGGGCGGCCGCGGGGCGAGACGGCGUGCCUCGAGGAGGCGGACCGGCUCCGGGAGGAGCACCAACACAUUUUAAGGCUGCCGGAGUACUACCGGAAGUUGGGGUUGGACGAGAGUGUGAUUGAUCUGGAUAAGAUCGAGCGGGCCUUCGUCAAGGCUUAUAAAAAGCUGCAAAAAAAUAAGGAGGGCAAGGCGAAGCACCUCCUCGAGAUUGAUUAUGACGACCUGACCGUGGCCCAGGUCUGCGUCAUGGAGCACGCGAAGCACACGUGGGCCGCGCGGGGCCUCGGCAAGGUGACGCGCGCCGCGGACCUCAUCGGGAAGCAGGCGCGCGUCGUCCGGGCCUUCGGCGGCGACCGCGUCCGGGCCCGCGAGCGCGCCGAGCGCGAACAAGCGGAGGCGCCGGCGAAGGCCGAGGCCGCGGCGUCGAAGCUGCUAAAGCGCCACUGGAAGGCCGGCGACGUCGGCACGACGUCGGCCGGCUUCUCCGAGGUGAAGGCGCCGCCGCCCCCCAAAAAGUUCCAUCCUCCGGAAGUCGAGAUCAACCGCGGCAUCUACGGCUUCGACGUGCCCGAGCCGCCGCCGGUGUCCGAGGCCGAGCUCGCGGCGCUCCUCCGCGGCGCGGAGCUCGUGCGCGAGGCGCCGAAGGAGGCGGAGCCGGGGGCGAAGAAGCCGUUCAACCCGUUCCUCGUGAGCCACUAAGUAUGUGAUUUCUGUGA